CUUCAUACUUCACAAUAUUCACCAAACUACAAUAACACUUCCGUCAAUAACAAAAAUAACGUUAGCGCUAUCGUUACUAUUGUUGGUACAUUAUUCUACAUAAGACCCACAAAUAAAUAUUGCUCAACCAGUAACUAUGCCAAAUUAUACAGGUAUUCAACCAGUUCGUAAGUUUGGAGACAUUCAUACAGCAAUAAAAGCAGGAUUUAUCGAUAGAUUGAAAGAUAAUUAUACAAAACGUAGAUUGAUUGCUAUGUUUCAAAUUAAAGGAAAUUAUUUACUAUUGAAAGAAAUUAUUAUUAUAUAUUUUAGCAUGUAUUGUAAAGUUUUGGUUUAUGAAGAAAGAUUUCUGGGGGAAGCAUUAAAUACGGAAAUGAAUGGGAUUUUGAGUUUGAUCGAAUUGGAUGGUAGAGAAGUAAUUGUCAGAUUGUGCGAACCAUAUCAGCUAGUACGAAACGACAUUCUGUCACGUAAAAUUCCUUCGAUAAACUCAGAAUUUGAAAUGAAUGGGCGUGAAAUAAUUAAUAAUAGAGAUGAGAUCAAAAACAGUAUUUCGAAAGUGACAGAAUGGUUGAUGGAUUUAGAAACGAAUAAAGUGGACGAGAUGGUUAGUAAAAGAGAAUACAUUGUCAAUGAGAAUUAUGAUGAUAAUUACAUCUAUAUUGAUUGCGGUAUCAGCAAUAAUUAACAAAGGUAACAAGAGUGUAAGUAGCUUACCUCUUAAAUUUACUCUUAAAAUGUGUUUGUUAAUUUACACGUUUUUUUUGG
Messenger RNA from Rhizophagus irregularis DAOM 181602=DAOM 197198, 768 nucleotides. RefSeq lists its product as uncharacterized. The record is from RefSeq and is a predicted model, not a curated record. NCBI's taxonomy places the organism in Eukaryota, Fungi, Glomeromycota, Glomeromycetes, Glomerales, Glomeraceae.